AUGGACUUGGACGCAGCAACGUGGCUCCAGAUUUGUCCCUUGCUGACGGCGAUUCCUGUUUCAGUGUGUUCCCUCCCACCACAGGGCUUUCCGCUCUCAUUCGUCCGCGCCCGUUUUCUGUGUGCAGCCAAUCGCACACGCAACACCGACUUUUCCAGCCCAGACGGUGGCGAACUGCUCUCAGCCGUUCAGCGAGACAGGAUCACCCGACGACUAUAA
This is a messenger RNA of Aspergillus calidoustus, 219 nucleotides long. NCBI's taxonomy places the organism in Eukaryota, Fungi, Ascomycota, Eurotiomycetes, Eurotiales, Aspergillaceae. The record is from the annotation of a GenBank genome assembly.